Messenger RNA from Penicillium bovifimosum, 414 nucleotides. RefSeq lists its product as uncharacterized. Bases 1 to 414 code for a protein of 137 amino acids. Lineage: Eukaryota; Fungi; Ascomycota; Eurotiomycetes; Eurotiales; Aspergillaceae. The record is from RefSeq and is a predicted model, not a curated record. The transcript has a single exon.
AUGGAAUGGGUCGGAGGCUCGCCUCCGGCAACGAACCCUCAAGGAGCCCAACCGUUCAAUGCAAACGACGUCCAAGGACUGUACACACUGAUCCUUGACAUGCAGCAACGGCUGCAGGAGCUGACUGCGAAUGCUACCACGGUAGCACAGGAAGAGACCCAAAGAGAAACUCGGGCCCCCGCCCCCAUGCGGCCAACCUACCCCGACGCCACCAUGUUCUCAGGCAACGAUAGGAAGGAGUAUGAUGUUUUCAGGAUGAAUCUCAACACGAAGUUUGAGAUGGACGCCCACUUUUUCCCGACCGAGGCAAAAAGGGUGCUGUAUGCCUUUGGUAGACUCACCGGAAAGGCCUCCCAGCCCAUGAUGCCAUGGAUGCGUUCCCAUGGAAUGCCGACGAAAACUCGGAUUUAUUGA